Molecule: messenger RNA, 1488 nt
Organism: Penicillium alfredii
Lineage: Eukaryota; Fungi; Ascomycota; Eurotiomycetes; Eurotiales; Aspergillaceae
Product: putative FAD dependent oxidoreductase
Exons: 5
Coding region: 1-1488 (495 amino acids)
Molecular function (GO): flavin adenine dinucleotide binding; NADP binding; N,N-dimethylaniline monooxygenase activity
Source: RefSeq, a predicted model, not a curated record
AUGAGUGGACAUUCCCCUCGUGUAGCAGUCAUCGGCGCUGGAAUCAGUGGCGUGGUGACGGCCGGCCAUCUUCUGGAAGCGGGUAUUGAAGUGACGGUUUUUGAAAGAAACCACGCCGCCGGUGGAGUCUGGCUCUACGACAAGCGGACACCGAUCGAGGUACAAUACCCGGCUGCCAGGCCGUCGGAUGCAGAGCAGCAUGUGGAGGAUGGCCGAGACAAGAUAGAGAGGCAGUUUCUGUUACAUGCACCACCAGGACCGUGCUACGAGAGUCUCACAAAUAAUGUGCCGACGCCAUUGCUGCGCACCAAGCUCAAUGCGUGGCCUGAAGGCACCGCGCCAUUUGUCAAGCAUAAUGUCCUCAGAGAAUAUAUUCAAGACACGUCCAAGAAGGCUGGCGUUGAUGCAGUGACACUCUAUGGGACUCGAGUAACGAAAGUCUACAAAGACGGAUCGACGUGGCAAGUCCGUUGGUCUUCAUUGCACAACAACACCCAGACGGCUAGUUUAGCGGAAAAGCAAGAAGCAUCUACAUUCGAUUCCGUUGUCAUUGCGUCGGGCCACUACCACACACCUCUUAUUCCCGAUAUCCCAGGCCUACCAGAUGCCAAAGCCAAAUGGCCCUCGAGGAUCUUUCAUUCCAAGUCCUUUCGAAGGUCUGAAGGGUUCAAAGGAAAGAAUAUCCUGUUGGUUGGAGGCGGCGUGUCUUCCUUGGAUAUUGCUCGAGAAAUAAGCCCCUUCGUGCAUCAAAUCCACCAGAGUACCCGUGGCGGUGCCUUUGAUUUCCCGUCCAGCGCACUACCCGCAAAUGCCACGAGAAUCAGCGAGAUUGCGGCAUUGGAACUGAUUUCAUCUGAAACGGUCCAAGAAAACGAGCAUUUGGCAUUGACUAUUCACCUCAAGUCAGGCGAAACACUGCCUGAUAUCGACCAGAUCAUUCUCUGCACAGGCUAUCAAAUGGUGCUCCCGUUUCUGGCCGAAUAUAACAAUCAUGAUCUGCCCGUGACCGAGGCCAACGAGUCUGUUCUUGUCACGGAUGGUACCCAGGUGCAUAACCUGCACCGCGACAUCUUUUAUAUUCCGGAUCCAACGCUGUCGUUUGUGGGGAUUCCGUUCUAUACAGCUACGUUUACUCUUUUUGAGUUCCAGGCUAUUGCCGUGGCUGCAUUUGUUUCUGGAGUCGCGCAAUUGCCGUCGACAAAAGCCAUGAGGGACGAAUAUACAGAUCGAGUCAAGGCUAAGGGAUAUGGGCGGAAGUUCCAUUCCUUGAGAGAGGAAGAGCGGCCCUACGUGAAGGGUCUAGUGGAUUGGGUUAAUGCUGCGAGAGUGGCCCGUGGCCUUUCGUUGGUUGAGGGUCAUACUCCGACUUGGAUACAAGAAAAGGAGGCCCAUUUGGAGAGACUCAAUCAGGUUCUCAGCGGCAAUACACAGACCGAGACUCCUGAGACUCGUGUUGAGGGGCCGAUCGAAGUGGAUGUUGCUGUUUAA